AUGCAUUUGACAUCAUUGAGCUCACUUGUUUGCCCACUCCUGCUAAUUAAACUUCACUCUGAUAUCUCAUAUCAGCCAUCUGCUCGCAAUCAUAGGGGUGUCAUUGCUGGCAAUCCAUUGACUGAUACAACGACGGCCUUCAACGCUCGAAUUCCAUUUCUUCAUGGGAUGGGAAUUAUACCAGAUGAAAUCUACGAGGCUGCUCGUGAAGGCUGUGGAGGAGAAUAUCGCUGGCCAUCGAACUCCCAUUGUGCCAAUUCCCUCCAAGACAUCCAAGAGUGCAUGAGGGGCUUAAACGAUGUACACGUCUUGGAGAAAAUCUGUCCAGAAUAUCCAAGCCUCGCCCUUCAAAAGCAGCCGACGUCGCAGGAUCAUGGAAGAAGAAGGCUAACAGAGUCCGCAGUUUCGUCUCUGUGCAGGAAUGCCACAUACUUCUUGUCCGAGUUGUGGACAAAUGACGAAGCUGUAAGGGAGAGUUUGGCUAUUCACAAGGAAACCGUUCCAUCAUGGCUACGAUGUGAUUUCAAUCUACCUUACACAUAUGAAAUCAGCAGCACCGUUGAUGAUCAUUUAGCCUUGAUUACUAAAGGAUACCGGGCUAUGAUAUACAGUGGAGAUCAUGACAGUAAAGUAUCUUAUGUCGACACCCAAGCAUGGAUCAGACGACUUAACCUGCCCAUCACGGACCGUUGGCGACCAUGGCAUCUGGACGACCAAAUUGUGGGGUACACAAGAACUUACUCCAACAAUUUGACAUACGCAACUGUAAAGGGUGCCGGCCACACAGCCCCGGAGUACAUGCCAAGGGAGUGUCUGGCUAUGAUCGAUAGAUGGCUUUCCGGUCAACCUCUUUGA
Molecule: messenger RNA, 855 nt
Organism: Triticum turgidum subsp. durum (durum wheat)
Lineage: Eukaryota; Viridiplantae; Streptophyta; Magnoliopsida; Poales; Poaceae
Source: the annotation of a GenBank genome assembly